UAAGUAGGCGUAGUUGUUAUACGAUCAUUACAGUUAAAACACGUCUUGAACAAUUAAACAAAAUGAGAAGUGUAUACUGUUUAUGUAUUGUUGUGAAUCUACUAUUGCUUACUAGCGAUGGUGAUGCAGGAUUAGCCAAAGGAAUAAUCAGCUCAAUUCACGAUACAGCUCACAAGGUCCUCGAUGAUAUCCAUCAUGCAUUAAAUUUUAAAGAAGAUCCAAAAAAGGGAACAGCUGGUGUAGUUACCGUUGCUGAUAAUAAAACUAACGAUGACAAUAAGUUCGUUGCAACAUCUACUGCGGCUUAUAUCGAUAAAGAAUUAAAUAAGGAAGUAACCGGUUUUGUUAUAACUAAGGAAGAAGAUGACACCAAAUUGAAUUUUGUAUCGAAUCCAACAACUGAAGCUACAGUGAAUUUUACUUCUAUCGUUAAAGAGGAACGAUCAGAUUUCGUUGGUGGGUGUUCUACAGGCUACUCCAGAACCGAAGAUGGCAGAUGCAAAUGUGUUUUUGGGCAAAAGUACAACAAUAAUGGCGAGCCUAACGAAGAAUCAUGGGAGGCUGGUAGUCACGUUGACACCAUCGAUUACCAUGAGGAUAAUGUCGAGUGCAGUGAAGAACCAACUUCUUUGCUAGCUACUGAAACGACUGCUCCCGAGCUUGAUCCGGACACGCUCUACGCCUUAGGAGAGAUUACUGAAGAGGUUUCAAAAUUUAGGCCUAACAUACAUGAAAAACUCUCGCGUCUUUGGUUUCCUAUAUUAAAAAAUUGCCUAAAUAAAGAAAAUAAAGAAAAUCUUGUAAAAGACUACAAAUUAUCGAAAAACUGUCCGUUACUGUAGGCACCAAUAUUAAUUUUGGCGGCCGUGGCUGAGGUUACCCGUAAUCGGGAUAAGAAAAUAGAAGAAGUUCAGCAAUAGCUAGGCCAGGGAAUAGCUGCGCUUAAUAAAGGCUUAGAACUAGUAUUAGAUGACGGCAAAGAUAGACUUCGAGCUAUUAAAUCUCUAUGCGACAGUUGUCGUAUAUUAUUCGAUUUAAAAUAUAAUGCAAGAUGUGGAACGCGACGAUAUGCUUUUCGGAAAUAAACUUUCCGAAAAGUUAACAGCUUCAAAAGCUAUUGAAAAGAAAGGCCUUCAAAUAAAAAAGCCCCAUUCAAACCCAAAAACAUUGUCUAUGUACACUCUUGUACAUUUUCAAGCAUCGACGAGCUGCUUACGUCAGCCGGGAAAUUGAACAGUUCCUCCUCAUUUUUUUGUCGAGCAGGGAGGGGGGCGAAGAAGGCUAAGAAACUAAGGUGGUCCAGCAAAUCGGAGAUCUCAAUUUAUGGGCCCUACAUACACAACAGUAGCCGCCCACGCAGAGCAAUCAGUCAAGUGCGAUGGAUCAGCAAUAAUGGUACAUGCAGAAAGAAUCCAACACUUUUUUAACUGUUGGCUUCACGUUACUCAUAAUACAGAAAUACUCAAGUGGGACUCAGAUGGUUAUGCAAUACCGUUUACUAAAAUCCUAGACAAAUUUCAAUUCCAAAGAACUUGUUUUCUGGUAAUGAUCGGGCUGACCUAUUACAAUCAAUUAAUAA
Molecule: messenger RNA, 1579 nt
Organism: Nymphalis io (European peacock)
Lineage: Eukaryota; Metazoa; Arthropoda; Insecta; Lepidoptera; Nymphalidae
Exons: 2
Coding region: 63-842 (259 amino acids)
Source: RefSeq, a predicted model, not a curated record